AUGAGGGAGACGACCGCGUCGGCAACCGUGACACCCGUGGCUGGCUACAGCCAGCCAAAAAAGUGCAUCCAUGGACGCCUCAAGGAGAUCUUGAUCGCUUUCGCGGUAAUGACGGUGCCGAUGAUCGCCUUCUCUGCACUUUUGCUCGGCCUGGUCUUCCACUAUCGCGUCGUUCUGAAUGAUUUCGCUUCUGAAAAUCUGGCAUUUGAUUCCGGGCAGAAUGAUUCGGGCGUCUUCUUCGUCAAUAUCAGCGCGACCACGCUCAUCACCAUUGCCUCAUGGUCAAGCACAGUUGCUCCGAUCUUGGUCGGUUUUGCUGUCACUCUGAUCUCGUAUCCCGUCGCCAGCGGGAUACUGUCGGCGUCUGUGAAACAGAAACCGGGGCAGUUACCCACUCCAUAUCAGUUUUCGUUACUGCUGAAGAUGCUUACAAGCGGAUCUCCCUCUGCCUUGUGGAGCUGGCUGCAGUACUCUUUUGGCUGGAGAGGUCGAAGAGAAGGCCAGGCAAAGUCACUAAAGACGCUGACGAGCAUACUGACCCUGGGUAUCAUUCUGAGCACUCUUGUCUUUGCCACCGAUACAUGGCUGCACUUCACCACAAAAACAGUCAAUUUCUUCCAGGUCACGCCAACCUUGGACCCUUCGGACCUGAGUUUCGGUGUCUACGACAACUGCACCGAUGUCACUGAGACCAAUUUCUACGGCUGCAACAUGGACAAUCCCGCGUCAGGUGCAGUUCUAAUGAGUUCUAUUCCAAUCGAGGUGCUUUCCAACAUCUCCAACACCAUGCUGGUCCAGACCCAUACAGUUGGAAACGAUCAGUUCGCCUACCUGGUGAACGCGCAGCUUCCUCGGUUGGCAUCUAUCGACUACAGCGCCAGGUCAUAUGCCGUGCGAUCUCAAUGCAAGCCUGUGACCAGUGACUGUAUGAGUUAUUUGGAUGUCUAUGGCGUGGGCACGGACUACCAUUGCCCCUUUGCAUUUCAAGGCACUGCAGACACAAGCGUGGGCUCGUCGAACUCGGUCACCAUGGCCUAUUUCACAGAUUCUUCUGGCAGCAACAACAAUACCGAUACGAACGCCAUAGCUAACCCUUACUAUUAUGCUGCUGUCGCUGUCGUGAACAUGCGAAAUGGCCCUUCCGUGGCGUUGCUAAACGACCCGCAGAUUUUGAAGGGCGGCCACGGGGGCUCCACCAUCAUCGCACUCUUCUGCAAUUCAAUCAUCUACGACCUCGAAUAUACGUCUGUCAAUGGUACCAUCACCCGCUUCGUCACGACUCUGAGCAAUAGUUCCGUCACGAACAUUCUCCAAGGCACUCAGAGACUCACGCAGGCUGGGGACGCGAACCUCGUUCAGGCCGCAAGUGUUGCCGGUCUUGGAGAUUCGGCUCAGGCCAUCUCGAACCAGUUUGCACUGUCGUAUAGCCAAACAGCGCUCGCUGUUGCCUCGGGAGCCUUUCAGCCCCUCCCGGCGCUUGAGUCACAGUCACGCGAAACAAUGCUGGUUGCGCGCGUGCCAAAGGCACCGUUGGCGUGCUUGCUGGCUGCUAACCUCUCGCUGGCGGUGCUAGGGAUCGUGCUCACUGUGGUAGCAGUCUCGUGUGGCAGCGGCGAGACGAAUGAAGUUCAGGCGCGAUUGAGCAUUCCCGCGCUUGUGGCAUCGCAGUUUGAGGAGGCGAGAGUUCGCGCUCCGGUGGAGAAGGUGGAAGACAUGUUCGAGGAGGGCCAUGGAAAGCCGGGCCCGCGCAUUGGCUUUGUAAGGUCACCGCAGGGUGCUUGGAUUUUCAGCAGUUGGCGCCCAGCGUAA
Molecule: messenger RNA, 1809 nt
Organism: Cladophialophora psammophila CBS 110553
Lineage: Eukaryota; Fungi; Ascomycota; Eurotiomycetes; Chaetothyriales; Herpotrichiellaceae
Exons: 2
Coding region: 1-1809 (602 amino acids)
Source: RefSeq, a predicted model, not a curated record